Messenger RNA from Guillardia theta CCMP2712, 1437 nucleotides. RefSeq lists its product as hypothetical. NCBI's taxonomy places the organism in Eukaryota, Cryptophyceae, Pyrenomonadales, Geminigeraceae. The transcript is spliced from 3 exons. The record is from RefSeq and is a predicted model, not a curated record. Bases 1 to 1437 code for a protein of 478 amino acids.
AUGAUAGUUAUCAUCUACCUGGUGCAGUGCUUCGGCUUGAUAGACCUGAGGAAGGUCUUGUGCUUCCGAGCAUGUCUGGGGAGACCGCGAGAGCAUGUGUCCUCCUCCAAGCCCUCGGGCAGUGACCUCAACUCAACGGACGACUCAACUCACACCGACAACCUCGAGAGCUUCAAGGACUUUGGGGUGGAGGAUGGGCUCGAUAAGGGGCAGGAGCGUCUGCGAGGCUUCCUUGAGACAGAUUCAGGGUCGGAGAGGAACGAGAGCUUCUCUCGUCCUAUGAAGAGCGAGCUUCAGCAGGAGGAUAUCUUCCCGAAGAUACCUCCCAGACAGCCCAUGGCGAGCGACCUGUCGCAAGGGUCCGACAGCAGCUUCACCCACAUGCUCCAACCCAAGUUGUUGGACAGGUCCGAUGACGCAGAGUCCGAGGAUGACAUGCUCAACCUUCUGACCUUAGCCAGGAAGAAGUCCCUGCUGCCCGACCAGUCCAGGCUCGUCCAAGAGGAGCCCCACGCCGACCUCCAUGGCAGUCUCUACUCGCCGACGGCAGAGUCGGACUACAAGUCGAUGCGCACAGAAAGCACAGCGUCCGGGGACUACCAUCCGCUGCGGGAUGCAGUUCUGGAGCGGCUGGAGGAGGAGGGAGGGGAGGAUGCAGAGUCGGAUGUGUACGUGCUGUCCAAGAUGCAUGCGAGUCGUGGCAGAGAGACAUCCACGCUCAACGAGAGCGUCCAAACAGACUGCGAUGCGGAGUUUGACGAGCAGGCAGACUUGAAGAGCGAGUCAGCCGCAGGGACGUUGCGGUCGAGCAGCUUCUUCCCCAAGACGCACGAGCUGAACCUGCGAAUCAUUCGAGCGCAGCUUUCAAAGAUGAAGGACCUUGACCCGCCGGAUAGAGUGAGGAGCUCGCCGAGGACGGUAGAGUCCAGAGGCUCUCUACCGCGAGGGGCCAGCAGGGCGAGCGACGUCCCGUCAUUGGACAUGAUGCCCUCGACCCAUGUGCGAAGGAACCGCACGACGAGUCCCCGAGCAGCUCUCCUGCUCUCCGAUCAGCUGCACGCACUCUACUGGGCGGCGACGAGCGGAGGGAGCGACUCUCGGCCAGGCACUCAUCGCCUCGUCACCCCGAGGCAGGCCUCCCCCCUCACAGACUCAGACUCGAGGAGGAGUCAGACCCUCUCCCGCGCUGACAUGCUCGCUGCGCUGGCGUCGAGGGUCCUCACCCCAAGAAGCGCUCAGAGCUCCGCUCGAGGCCCCGCUCCGCAGCUUGCUGCCCCGUCGGAGGGGUUGGAGGGCAGCACUCCUCGCAGCGGGUCGAUGCACUGGUCUCAGAUCGCGGAGGAGAACCAGAGGUCGCAGAGGAGCGAGAGGUCGAGCAAGAACGUGUUUGUGCAGAGCCAGAUGUCGAGGCAGAGAGGCGGAGGGGCACAGGCGUGA